Penicillium argentinense is the source of this 807-nucleotide messenger RNA. Its product is annotated as cytochrome c oxidase assembly protein COX14. The record is from RefSeq and is a predicted model, not a curated record. Bases 1 to 807 code for a protein of 268 amino acids. NCBI's taxonomy places the organism in Eukaryota, Fungi, Ascomycota, Eurotiomycetes, Eurotiales, Aspergillaceae. The transcript is spliced from 2 exons.
AUGUCCCGAUCCGCCGCGGACGCAACGCGGUUCACGGCCACCGGUCCCUACGCCAGCUCCAAGCCCAACGGCGCGCCGUACGAACUGCCCAACUUCAUGCAGAAGGAAAACACGUCUACACCCAAGCAGCCUUCACCACAGCGUGGACCGGAUGGACCGGCCGAGACGCCGAAGCAGAAGGUGGAACGACUGCGAGCGCAGGCACGGGCUGCCCGGAUGGCGCAGUCUUCGACCGGGACGGAUCGAUUAAUUGAGUUCGGUCGACGAUUCGCGAAUAAGGCGCACAAGGGGAUGGUUUACUCGCUCAUUGUUGCUUCGGGUGUCUGCGGUGUCCUCACAGUCUACUCGAUGGUCUCGUUGACCAUGUACAACCGCCGCCAACGCAGCCUAUGGAUUGAAAAGGAAGUCGCGACUCUCAACGAAGCCCGCAUCGCGCAGGCUAACGGCUCCGCCACCGAAGACCAGCUGGAAUUGAUUAAGAAGGAGGAGAUUGCCGAGAUUGUGAAGCAGAAGCGUGCAGAGGAGAAGGCUCAGAAACCCUGGGCCAAGGCUAAGCGUUUCCUCUUCGAGAAGAUGAAUAUGGAAGAUACCGCCGCGCAAGGGGUGACAUCAGCGGCUGCGACCUCUGCGUCUGCUCCGGGUGUGAUGGAUGCUGUGAAGGCGAAGGAGGCGAAGGAUGCCGCGGCGGAGAAGACUGGUUCUCCGAUGCCUGGUCAGUUGGAUGUUAUGGCGGAGAAUGCGGAGCGUGCAACGAAGGAGACGGCGCGCAGUUGGACUAGCCGGCUGACCUUUGGUUGGGUGCGGUAG